GAAAGACCCGCCCCGCGGCGCUGUCGCUCGCGCUGGAAGAAGCGGAAGAAGAUGGCGCUCACCAGCUUUUUACCUGCACCUACUCAGCUCUCUCAGGACCAACUUGAAGCUGAAGAGAAGGCAAGAUCUCAGAGGUCACGGCAGACCUCCCUGGUCUCGUCCCGCAGAGAACCUCCCCCAUAUGGGUACCGGAAAGGCUGGAUACCUCGAUUGUUAGAGGAUUUUGGAGAUGGAGGUGCUUUUCCAGAGAUCCAUGUGGCCCAGUAUCCACUGGAUAUGGGACGAAAGAAAAAAAUGUCAAAUGCACUGGCCAUUCAGGUAGAUCCUGAAGGAAAAAUUAAAUAUGAUGCAAUUGCUCGACAAGGACAGUCAAAAGACAAGGUCAUUUAUAGCAAAUAUACUGACCUGGUUCCAAAGGAGGUUAUGAAUGCAGAUGAUCCAGACUUGCAAAGACCUGAUGAAGAAGCUAUUAAAGAGAUAACAGAAAAAACAAGGGUAGCCUUAGAGAAGUCUGUAUCACAGAAGGUUGCUGCAGCUAUGCCAGUUAGAGCAGCUGAUAAACUGGCCCCUGCUCAGUAUAUCCGAUAUACACCGUCUCAACAAGGAGUGGCAUUUAACUCUGGAGCUAAACAGAGGGUUAUUCGGAUGGUAGAAAUGCAGAAAGAUCCAAUGGAGCCUCCAAGGUUCAAGAUCAAUAAGAAAAUUCCCCGGGGACCACCUUCUCCUCCUGCACCUGUCAUGCAUUCUCCAAGUCGAAAGAUGACUGUAAAGGAACAACAAGAGUGGAAGAUUCCUCCUUGUAUUUCCAACUGGAAAAAUGCGAAGGGUUAUACAAUUCCAUUAGAUAAGCGUCUGGCUGCUGAUGGGAGAGGACUUCAGACAGUACACAUAAAUGAAAAUUUUGCAAAACUGGCUGAAGCUCUCUAUAUUGCUGAUCGGAAGGCUCGGGAAGCUGUGGAAACACGUGCCCAAGUGGAAAGAAAGAUGGCUCAAAAAGAAAAAGAGAAACAUGAAGAGAAACUUAGAGAGAUGGCCCAAAAAGCCAGGGAGAGGAGAGCUGGGAUCAAAACCCAUGUGGAAAAAGAGGAUGGGGAGGCACGUGAGAGGGAUGAGAUCCGGCAUGAUAGGCGAAAAGAGAGACAGCAUGACCGGAAUCUCUCCAGGGCAGCUCCUGAUAAGAGAUCAAAACUGCAGAGAAAUGAAAAUCGAGAUAUCAGUGAAGUGAUUGCUCUUGGUGUACCCAAUCCUCGAACCUCAAAUGAAGUUCAGUAUGACCAAAGGCUCUUCAACCAGUCCAAGGGUAUGGACAGUGGAUUUGCAGGUGGAGAGGAUGAAAUUUACAAUGUUUAUGAUCAAGCCUGGAGAGGUGGUAAAGACAUGGCCCAGAGUAUCUAUAGGCCUAGUAAAAAUCUGGACAAGGACAUGUAUGGUGAUGACCUAGAAGCCAGAAUAAAAACCAACAGGUUUGUUCCGGACAAAGAGUUUUCUGGUUCAGACCGCAGGCAGAGAGGACGGGAAGGACCAGUUCAGUUUGAGGAAGAUCCUUUUGGUUUGGACAAGUUUUUGGAAGAAGCUAAACAGCACGGUGGCUCUAAAAGACCCUCAGAUAGCAGCCGACCCAAGGAACAUGAGCAUGAAGGCAAGAAGAGGAGGAAGGAAUAAGAUACUCCUCUUUUCCCACUCAAUGAACUUUGUCCAUAACCCCAAUGAUAGGAGUCUUGGGGGCCAAUACAGUUUGUAAACGAUCAGGAUAAAAACCAAAUCUGGGUGCCAGAUCCCAGUGCUACUUUUUAUUAAGAGAGAUGGGGGAUUGAAAAUGCUACUUUGAAUUACUUCCUUUUUUUAAAAGAGUGGGCUGUGUUUGUGCUUUUCCCACCUUUUGGCACUUAGGGAAUAUACUUGGCCCCACCCCACAUACACAGUCAAGACCACUUCCUUUUAUGUAAUGUCAGUAGUCUGGGGGUACUAUUUUGUCUAAGAAUGACUGUUUAUCAGUGAAGUUGCCUCAAUCACAAUGAGGGUGUUCACAUUUUGGAAAUGUGCUAGCAAGUGAAUUUUCCCCCUACUGUGCUGUUUUACUUUGGAGUGGGGAAAAUAAGGUCUUGUUUAGUGCAACUAUUUGUUUCCAAUAAACACAUUUAGAAAAAAUUGUUAUUUGCUUUA
Dipodomys spectabilis (banner-tailed kangaroo rat) is the source of this 2163-nucleotide messenger RNA. RefSeq names its product SNW domain containing 1 (gene Snw1). Lineage: Eukaryota; Metazoa; Chordata; Mammalia; Rodentia; Heteromyidae. Gene Ontology annotation, cellular component: spliceosomal complex. Bases 52 to 1662 code for a protein of 536 amino acids. The record is from RefSeq and is a predicted model, not a curated record. The transcript is spliced from 14 exons. Gene Ontology annotation, biological process: mRNA splicing, via spliceosome.